Paramecium sonneborni is the source of this 2691-nucleotide messenger RNA. NCBI's taxonomy places the organism in Eukaryota, Ciliophora, Oligohymenophorea, Peniculida, Parameciidae. The record is from the annotation of a GenBank genome assembly.
AUGGAUUAAAUAAUUGAAUUAAUAUAAUGGUCAGCCUAACCUGACAAUUAGAUUUAAAAAUAAGUUUACAAAAGGGCUUAAGAAUUAAGUUAAGAUACAUAAUUUUUAAUUCAUUUAUGCUCUGUGAUAAUUGGAAAUUAUGAUGUAGAAAUUAGAUAUAGGGCUGCUGUAAUUUUGAAGAGUGCAAUUAAAAAUUGUUCAACUUUACCUGAAUAGUUAUAAUAAAUGCUUGUUGAAGUUGAUUUGAGUAUUUAAAUUAUGCGGCAGGCAUUUAUUAUUAUUGUCCCAGAAGUUGUUGUCAGAAAUGGUAUUAAAAGUAAACAAAUUAAAAUUAAUUGUAGAUAGCAAUUUAAUGAUGGAAUAUCUAAUUAAAUUAAUAGAUAUUGAUCCUAUUAUUGCAACUGAUUGUCUAUCCAAAAUUAUUGAAGACUUAAAAUUCAAUUCAGAAAAUAUUAACUAUUAUGGAACAGAUUCAGGUUUGUAAUUAAUUGAUUAACUUAUCUUAAAAUUUAUUUCUUUAGUUGAGCAUUCUAAUACCUAAGUUGUUGUAAAUUCCUUAAAUUUUUUAAACUAUAACAUUUUCUUUAUGCCACCUACAUUAAAUCAAUAUAUUGAUUGUUAUAUUAAAAUUUUGAUUACAGGUACUUAAUCCUAAGAAUAAUAAAUAAGAUUGAAGUGUUUUUAAGGAAUUCAAGCUUUAAUAGAAACAAAAAGAGAUAAAAUAAAGUAGAUGAAUACAAUAAUAAUGGCUUGCGUUUAAUCUUUAUAGGAUCCAGACUAAGAGGUUGUUCGAUUUGUUGAAUUAUGUUUGACAGAUUUUUUAAGGAUUGAUGAUGCAGAGGAUUAUGAAUAAACGCAUCUUCUUGAACCUUAUUUACAAUAGAUAUUAUAACCUAUUAUUCUUAAUCUUGUUUUAACAAAAGCUGAUUAAAUAGCAAUAUAACCAACUUUUUCAAAUGUUUAUAAUAAAACUGAUAAAAAUGAUGAUGAAGAAUAGGAAGAUGAAAAACCUUAAGGAGAAUACUCAUUAAGAUCAGUGUCAAAUCUAUUGCUUACAAAAUUAAUAGAAUUUUAUGAUAAAAUCAUUGUACCCAUAUCAUUACAAAUUAUUGAUUAAUUAUAAUUAUCAUAAGAUUGGAAAUAAUAAGAAAUUGCUAUAAUUUGUUUAGGAUUAUUUGCAGAAAAAAUUAUAGAAAAUCAUAGUAAUCUAGUACCAAACAUAUUAAUGUCCUUGUUUAAUGAAAAGAAUUAACAAAAUGAAUAUAUAUAUGCCUCAACAUUAUGGACUUUUUCUUAGUAUAACGAAUGGAUUAAAGCGAUUGCUAUAAAUGAAACUUAGUUUAUCUAAUCCUAUUUGAAAUUAUUAUUGAUUUCAAUAGAAAAUUAAUCAUUGUAUAACAUUUAUUAUAUAAUUUAGAAUAGUUAAAGAAUCUGCAUGUUCAGCAUUAAAUUCAUUAUCAAAAAAUGCAUUUUUCAUAUUAUAACCAUACAUAUUAGAUUUAUUCUAAGUUUAUUUAAAAGCUUUGUCUUAGAAAGGAGGAGUAUUACUAUACAUAUAUUAAUCAAUGACAACAAUUUUAGCAGAAUGUGAAACUAUAGAGAAUUAAGAAUUAAUAGAUUUAAUAAUGACUAAAUUGAUAAAUAAUUUAGUUGAUUUGAAUGAUUAUAAUAUAUGUCCACUUUAUGGUAUAUAUAACAUCAUCAAUUUAUAGAAUGUUUGGCAGAAGCAGUAGAGAAAUUCGGAUAAAGAGCAAUAAAAUAUAUUCAAAUUAUUUAUUAGGCGAUUGUAUAAUCUAUGAAUGGUUAUGUUUAAUCUAUUUAAAAUGGAAAGACACGUUAUUUAUAUUAAUAAAAGGAGAUUUUAAAAAGAUCUUUUGAUUUGUGUAUAAAAAUUAUCAACAUCACAUAAGAAAGAUUUUUAGAAUUAAGUGAUUAAUCAUUUUUAUAGAUCGUUGAUCUUGCUUUAUAAGAUUCUGAAACUGAUGUUAAACAAUAUGCUUUAUCUCUAAUAGGAGAUUUGAUAAAAAACUGUUAUACAAUUUUCAAGAAUGUAAAUAUUGCAAUUGUACUGUAAAGAUAUCAUUAAAUUUAGAAAUGAAUACAUUUAUGCUUAAUCAAUAAGUAUUGAUCCUUCUAAAUUAUUUUUGGCAACAUCAAAUAAUGCUGCUUGGGCUUUGGGAGAAUUGGCUAUAAAAGAUCCGGCAAAAAUUACAAUAAUAUUUAAUGCUGUAAUGGAGAAGCUGAUAAAAAUAAUAAAUGAGCCAAAAUUUCCAAAAUCAAUAGCAUAAAAUUUAUGUAUUGCAAUAUGCAGGGUAGCUGGAUCACAUAUAUAAUAAAUAGAAGAAUUGGUACCUAAUUUUUUCAAAAGAGUUUGUUUAAUCCUUAGUUAAAUAAAGAAUAAAUCAUUUGAGGAAUACAAAGAGGAAUCUUUUAAGUAUAAGAAUAUAUUGAAUUUUUAGGAUCCUAAUAAAUAUAGUGAAAAUGUAUCCAGGGAAAGUAAUAAACGAUAUUAAAUAUUUUGUUUAUUGCAUAGUUGUUUCAACAGAGUUUCCAUCUAUAAAACCACUUUUUAUUAACAUAUUAUAAGAAUUGAAAUAGUCUUUUGGCUAAUAGAAAUUUGAUAGUAUGUUUAGCAGUGAGGAUUUACCUUAAGGAUUUAGGAUGAAAAUGAUAAAUAUUUAUGGUGUGUGA